Misgurnus anguillicaudatus (oriental weatherfish) is the source of this 1029-nucleotide messenger RNA. Lineage: Eukaryota; Metazoa; Chordata; Actinopteri; Cypriniformes; Cobitidae. The record is from RefSeq and is a predicted model, not a curated record.
UUUUUGGCCACAGGGGAAUCAUUUGCCUCCCUUAGCUUUCAGUACAGAAUUGGAAGAAGCACCGUCUCAGGUAUUAUUCAAGAGACAUGUGAGGCACUGUACCUUGUGCUUAAAGACAUUUACAUGAAGACUCCAGUGACAGAAGUUGAGUGGAGAGAGGUGGCUAAAGGAUUCCAGGGAAGGUGUCAAUUUCCACAUUGUCUCGGGGCAAUAGAUGGCAAACAUAUAACAAUCCUCCCCCCUGCAAACAGUGGGAGCACUUUUAAGAACUACAAAUCUCGUUUUUCUGUCUUGCUGAUGGCUGUUGCUGAUUCCAAGUACAGAUUUUUGUAUGCUCAUGUUGGAACUCAGGGUAGAGUUUCUGAUGGGGGCCUCUUCGCCCACUCCGAUCUCCAAGAGGCAAUGGACAAAAACAUUCUAAAUAUACCUUUGGCUGAAACACUGCCAGGCACAAAUAUUGAGAUGCCUUACAUGUUUGUUGCGGAUGAGGCUUAUCCUCUCCGCACUGACUUGAUGAAACCAUACCCUUCUCGACACCUUACUCACGACCAGCGUAUUUACAACUACAGGUUGUCACGAGCAAGACGUGUCAUUGAAAAUGCCUUUGGAAUACUCGCGAACCGAUGGCGAGUAUUUCUCUCCACAAUUCACCUGGAUCCAGUGGCAAUAUCUAAGAUUACCAUGGCUUGUCUUGCCCUUCACAAUUAUAUGCAAGCACAUGCUCCAGAUACAUACAUCCCUCAAGCACUUAUUGAUACAGAGGAUGCAGAACUUCAAAUCAUCCCUGGUGGGUGGCGGAAUGAUGCACCUCUCCCAACUAAACCUGUAUCCCAUGCAAGAAAUAGCUCCACAACUGCUAAAGAUCAGAGGGAAAUUUUAAAAGCUUACUUUCUUUCACCUGCAGGGUCAGUCCCAUGGCAGGAACACAUGUUGUGAAAAAUCCACACAAUUUGCACCAGCUGAAACUAUUGAAUAUAAAGUUGCAUAGUUUGUAAUUUUGCCAGAAGCUUUAAAUGUUUUCUAUCUAGA